This is a messenger RNA of Protomyces lactucae-debilis, 590 nucleotides long. RefSeq lists its product as uncharacterized. Lineage: Eukaryota; Fungi; Ascomycota; Taphrinomycetes; Taphrinales; Protomycetaceae. Bases 65 to 385 code for a protein of 106 amino acids. The record is from RefSeq and is a predicted model, not a curated record. The transcript has a single exon.
GGUUUUGCUAUGCCUAUUGCUGAGCUCACCAACGAACCUGCUGAACUCACUGCACCUUUCAAGGAUGAAACGCCCAUCUCACCGACACACGCACCGUCUGGUGACGACGUGCCGUGCUUUGAUGAUUUUUCCUUUGAUGCGCCCGUGGAUCCUGUAUCGAUGCUGCCUUCUUAUACACAGUCUGUGCCACGACCGUCAUUUGGCAUGCACUUCAAUAUGUUUGAAGGUAGUCCAACGUACAAGCAACGUCGUCGCCGUCAGAGUAUUCCGAGUAGUGUCCUCAUGCAGGAACAAGCGCAGCUUCAACAACAGCAGCACAGACGUCAUCGACCAGACACAUCCACCAUGUCCACCACGACUUCGCAACGGGAAUAUACCGAUGUGACUGAUGCAGAGAUCCUAUCCAGUGUCGAUCAGAACUCUGAAGUCGGCGGUGACUUGAACUACAUGCAACCAAUGGAUGGUAGUGGUAGCUUGGGCAUGGAUGAGUUUGAUUACGGCUUGCAUCGACUACAACAACACACAAUGUCCGGACCGCCUGGCUCAUCCGGUGGUUCAUCAGCCUCGCGUCCCGUCUCUCGAGAUGGAUC